Molecule: messenger RNA, 444 nt
Organism: Hibiscus syriacus
Lineage: Eukaryota; Viridiplantae; Streptophyta; Magnoliopsida; Malvales; Malvaceae
Exons: 2
Coding region: 1-444 (147 amino acids)
Source: RefSeq, a predicted model, not a curated record
AUGGCUACUAAUCUCCUCUCUUUUCGUCUCGCCGGGAUCUACGCCAGUGGUAUUCCCGGUCGGGCGAAACAGGAUCCCAACAGCCGGAAAAGUAGUGCUCCCCCAUCUUCAUCCGCCAGCUGGUGGACCCCCCUUUUCGGAUGGUCCUCCGAGCCCGAUUACUUUGACUCCGAUGGCAAAACUGAUGUCAAAGUGAAAAGGGAACUCGAAUCGGAAACGGCACAAAAGCCGGCGAGAUCGAAGUUUACCUCGGGAAGCUUCACGGAGGAGAAGGCAAGGCAGCUCCUAAGACUAGUGGGGAAUGAUCUAUCUUAUCAACAUGCUAGUAAAGCCGCUUUACACCAUGAAAAGGAACCUCACAAAUCUAUGAAAGAAAUUGAGGCACAGACUAUUAGAAAUCUUCUCCCUGAUGAAGAGGAUCUCUUCUCUGGAAUUGAGACUUAA